Salvelinus fontinalis (brook trout) is the source of this 8898-nucleotide messenger RNA. Its product is annotated as catenin delta-2-like. Gene Ontology annotation, cellular component: plasma membrane; postsynaptic density; adherens junction. Gene Ontology annotation, molecular function: cadherin binding. Lineage: Eukaryota; Metazoa; Chordata; Actinopteri; Salmoniformes; Salmonidae. Gene Ontology annotation, biological process: cell-cell adhesion; cell-cell junction assembly; dendritic spine morphogenesis. Bases 300 to 3827 code for a protein of 1175 amino acids. The record is from RefSeq and is a predicted model, not a curated record. The transcript has 21 exons.
CAGACCGGGCGAGCUGCCUAGCCUGCCUCUCUAGCGCUCUUGCCUCCCGUUGUUGUGCAUCGCUCCAGUCUAUUGCUUUGUAGUCUAACACCGCUUCGCCGCCUCCUCCUCUCCCCGCCUAUGCCUCUCCCUCUCCCGGCCAGCAUCCAGCGAAUGGUCAGUCCACCCCCUGACCACCUGCAGGGAACGGUGAGAGAGUAGCUCCGUUCUGAGCCCACUGCGGACUGCUGAAAGCUGCCAAAGGAAGACGUGGAUAUAAGUGUCGUUGUUGACGUUACCGGGAAUUGUAUUUUGGAGGUAUGCCGGUGCCUGACCAGCCAUCAGAGCAGGGAGCCAGUCUGCUGAGUCCAGGUCUACCGUCAUCUAAUGGAGACGGAUCAGACGGGACAGAGACCACCUCCGCUAUCCUGGCCUCUGUCAAAGAACAGGAGCUGCAGUUUGAGAGGCUGACCCGUGAGCUGGAGGCAGAGAGACAGAUUGUAGCCACCCAGCUGGAGAGAUGCAAGCUGGGCUCUGAGACCGGUGGAAGUAUGAGCAGCAUCAGUUCGGUAGAUGAGCAGUUUCGCUGGAACACUCAAGCUGAUGGCCAGAAGGACAUAGAGGAUGAGUUGACCACAGGACUGGAGCUGGUCGACUCCUGCAUCAGAUCCCUGCAGGUGUCUGGAAUACUGGACCCUCACCAAUACAACACAGGAGAACGUCCCUCUCUUCUUUCCCAGAGUUCUUUGCAGCUUAACUCCACCCCGGAGGCUUCACUCCAGUACUCCGCCAGCUACCAUAGCAACCAGACCCUCGCCCUUAGCGACAGCGCUGCCGCGGCAACGCCACAGCGCAGCGGACAAGUCGGUGGGGCCGUGCACAGCUACAACCAGGUGACGUCUAGUCGUGCCGCUCAGCAGAGGCAGCAGGCAGGGGGAGGUAGUGGAGGAGACUCCUUCUCUCAGAGCCAUGGCAGUGCCUUCCACCUACCAGAUGCACAGCAGACCACUACCGGUCACUACUACCCGAGUUCCACCCUGCCCACCCAGCGUGUGAGUUCCCCUCUAACCGGAGGAGGAGGUGGAGGGUCUGGUUCUCCCAGCAAGCUCCAGCGCCUGGGUCCAGCCUCAGACAAACCAGGCUACGCUACCACACAGCGCCUACCUUCUUCCUCCUCAUCAUCCUCACCCAACAAACAGUCCCCUGCCAACCGACUCGCCAAGUCUUACAGCACCUCUGUUUCCGUGACGACGACAGGAGGCACCGGGUCUCCUCCGAACGCCAUAGCAUCAGUUGCCGGAGGAGGGGCUAGCGCGUCAUCAUCCCCCCUGCACCAGAUGAGUUCGGGCAUAGGGAGCUACGCUACUCUGUCUCCUAAAAGACUGGCUGCUCACCACGCCUCCGACCAGUACAAGAUAUCACACGAGUUCUAUGCUACUGCUACGCUCCAGAGGCCCGGUAAGACUACGCUCAACACACACACACACACACACACACACACACACACUCACACUCACACUCACACUCACACUCACACUCACACUCACACUCACACUCACUCACUCACUCACUCACUCACUCACUCACUCACUCACACACACACACCUACACACACACACACACACACUUGCAAAUUAACUUGUUGGUUUUUUCUUCUUCUCGCUCAUGUCUUUGUUUCCUCUCCUCUCCUCUCCUCUCUUCUCCUCCCCCCCACCAUAAACCUGAUUCAACAGCUCAGUGACCAGGGGAUGAACUAUGUCUUGUAUCCCUAUUUCCCCGUUGCAGCCCCAUCGUCCCCUGGUGUCGACUCCGCCUCUUUGCAGCGAGCAGGCAGCCACAGCGCCGGAGGAAGCAGCCACAGCGCCGGAGCAGGCAGCCACAGUGCCGGAGGAAGCAGCCACAGCGCUGGGGGAAGCUACGGUCGCGGGGGUGCCAAUAACUAUGCUACAGUGGGCCCAGGAUAUACAGCAGAGGCCUAUGCUACAGACCCCUACACUGCAGACCCCUACCGUACACUGCAGUACUGCCCAUCUGUAGAGUCUCCAUACAGCAAGUCUGGACCAGCCCUGCCACCUGAGGGCACGCUUGCACGAUCACCAUCUAUAGACUCCAUACAGAAAGACCCAAGGGAGUUUGGAUGGAGGGAUCCAGAGUUACCUGAGGUGAUUCAAAUGCUACAGCACCAGUUCCCUUCAGUCCAGUCCAACGCUGCAGCCUACCUCCAACACCUCUGCUUCGGAGACAACAAGAUCAAAUCAGAGAUUCGUCGUCAAGGUGGGAUCCAGCUGCUGGUAGACUUGUUGGACCACCGUAUGAGUGAGGUCCACCGCAGUGCCUGUGGAGCCCUGAGGAACCUGGUCUACGGCAAGGCCAACGACGACAACAAGAUCACCCUGAAGAACUGUGGGGGCAUACCUGCCCUGGUCCGCCUGCUACGCAAGACUGGAGACGUGGAGAUAAGAGAACUGGUCACAGGUACGUUCUUUUAUUUAUUUUUUUCCUUACCCCCACAACCUCUCUCCCCUCUCCUCCAGUGGGACGGUGUAGGUCCUCUCCCAGACUCAGCUGACCCUCCUAAAGGAGUCCAGAUGUUAUGGCACCCGUCCAUAGUGAAGCCCUACCUCACCCUGCUGUCAGAGUGCUCCAACUCUGAUACACUGGAGGGGGCGGCUGGAGCGCUGCAGAACCUGGCUGCAGGCACCUGGAAGUGGUCAGUGUAUAUCCGGGCAGCAGUGCGUAAGGAGAAGGGUCUUCCUAUCCUGGUGGAGUUGUUGAGGAUAGACAAUGACCGUGUGGUGUGUGCCGUGGCCACCGCGCUCAGGAAUAUGGCCCUGGACGUCAGAAACAAAGAACUGAUAGGUAAAUACGCCAUGCGUGACCUUGUCCACCGGUUACCGGGAAGCAGCAAUAGCAGUACUGGGGGCAGCGGUGGGACUAGCUGCGGUUCCGGGGGUCCACUAGCGCCCAGUAAGACCAUGUCAGACGAUACGGUAACGGCUAUUUGCUGCGCUCUGCAUGAGGUCAUCACUAAGAACAUGGAGAAUGCCAAAGCACUGAGAGACGCCGGCGGGAUAGAGAAACUCAUCGGCAUCGCUCGCAGCAAAGGAGACAAACACUCAGCCAAGGUGGUGAAGGCAGCCUCUCAGGUGCUCAGCAGUAUGUGGCAGUACAGAGAUCUACGCAGCCUCUACAAGAAGGAUGGAUACUCUCAGUAUCACUUUGUUGGUUCUGCCUCUACCAUAGAGAGAGACAGACAGAGACCCUACUCCUCCUCUCGCACCCCUUCUGUGUCCCCCGUACGAACCUCACCCAACAACCGCUCAGUUAGCGCACCGGCCUCUCCCAGAGAGAUGAUGAGUAUGAAGGAACGCAAGACCGAAUACGACUCCACAGCAACCAACGCAGGUUUCCACGACAACAAAGGAGAACAUACCUCCCGAAAAGACACCAUGGCAGUCAGAAUCUCCUGUGGAACAUCCACGUUGUUCCGGAACUCUUAUGUUACUACUAAUGACGAGAUCGAACACAACCAGAUCCCUCCCCAGCCCAUGGCCCCUCAGGCAGACUGCUCCUCUACACCUCUAAAAGACUACGACACGUUCCCUCCAUCCCUCCCUCCCUCCUUCCCCCCUCCGCAGAACCCUGGCCGCAUGCUGGAUGACUCGUUCUUCGAGCCUCCAGAUCAGCCACUCCCCCAGCCCCCGUCUCAGGCCGCCACGGACCUCCGGAUGCACCUUGGCCUUAAGUCCACUGGCAACUAUGUGGACUUCUACUCUGCAUCCCGGCCCUACUCCGAACUCAACUACGAGACCAGCCACUACCCGGCUUCACCUGACUCCUGGGUCUAAAGACAGGAGUCACAAAUUAACAUAGGUCCUGGAGAGAUACAGGCUGGUGUAGGGUUUAGCUCCAGCCCAACACUAACAAACAGCACACCUGCAAGGUGUAAUUUGAGGAUAUUAGUUUUAUUAGUGCUGGGCUGGAACAAAAUCCUGCAUAUUCCCGUAGCUCUCCAGGAUUGAGAGUGAAGAACACUGGUGUAGAGUAAAUCGAGGGUGCGAGGUUAAUGUUAGUAACCAACAGCAAACAGGGAUUGAAGGGGCUUAAGGGGUUGUGAGGGGUGGAGGUGUGAAGAGAGACUGCGCAUGUGCAUGAAUACCACAAGACAUUUUGCUGCCAGUUCAGUUUGAUCAAAGCUUGUUCCACUGGGAAAGGGGGUGGAUGGAUGUGUCAGAGUGAGAGUGAGAGUGAGAGUGAGAGUGAGAGUGAGAGUGAGAGAGAGAGAGAGAGAGAGAGAGAGAGAGAGAGAGAGAGAGAGAGAGAGAGAGAGAGAGAGAGAGAGAGAGAGAGAGAGAGAGAGAGAGAGAGAGAGAGAGAGAGAGAGAGAGAGAGAAAAGUCCUUGACAGAAGAAAAGAAAGAGAACAACUGAAUGAUGACGGAAGGCUCUUACCUCUUUGGAGGUGCAUUGCUUGACUUUCAGAAAGGAGGAGGAGAGGAGGAGGAGUGGAGAAAUGGAAGAGAGGAAGAGUUGUGAGUUUUUUGGCAAGUCGGAUUAAAAGUAACAGAACAGAGAACGGAGAGAGAAGAUGAGAGGAAAACACCAAGCACAAGACAGGACAGGAUGUAUACAGGAAAAACAAAGGGGGCAGCUUUCCACCGUUCAUUACAUUGACUUCUGACUUUCAUUGUCAAUCAAAGGUUCUACCUUUCCAUGGAAUGUUGUCUGUUGAAGAAGAAUCUUCCAGCCUUUUAAGUUUUUAAUUUCACAUCUUUUUUAUUUGUUCUUUUUUGAAGUUGUGGAUGUACAGUAUUUUGGUGUACAGUACAGUUGACCUGGAUGGUAUUGUGUAUAUUACACAUCUUGUCACUACCGACCGACCGACCGACCGACCGACCGACCGACCGGCCAGCCACUGGAUAUUGUUUUCCAGUAACAGAAUAGAGACUGAGAAGAAAACUCUUCCCACUGGGCACACCACGUCAUUUCAAUGGGGAUAUUUGGUUAAUAUUUGGUUGAGACAUCAAUGAGAUUACAACCUAUAUUCACCCACUGAAAAAGACUGCCAAAAGUUAGUUGAAUGUCCAAUGUGUUAUCACUGUGCUUUCAACCGUCUAAAAGCACAACCAAAUUCCAAUGGAAAAACAAUGUCUAAGUUUUUGGUUUAGUUGUCACCCAAAUGUCUAUCACUGUGCUUUCAACCACUUAAAAGCACAGCAAAGUUCAAAUGGGAAAACAAUGUCAGAUAUUUAGUUUAUUUAUACAACCAAUUAAUGUGUUAUCCCUGUGCUUCAUCUAAUUACAUUACAAGUACAUGUGCAAGUGAUUAAUACCGAUUGAGAUUCUACCAGAUUAUUACAACAACUGUGAAGAUCUGCACAGACCUGCGACCACCUAUACAUGCUAUCUUGAUCACGCACGCUUUAUAUGAUCACAUAACAAGAAAUGUAUAGAUACAGUACAAUCUAAAUGUGGCCAUUGGAUGUGUUCCUAAUUUUAAGGUUAAAUGUUACAUUAGUUUGUCAAAUAGCCUUAUCUUAAGACUUUUUACUGUCUUACAAAAAUAAUAUUGAAUUGUGUUCUGUUGACCAAGCAAUCAAAUAUCAACAUUUAUAGGAGAUGUAUCUACUGUUUGGAUAGCUCCAUCUGACCCACUGGCGUCAUCAUUAACUGGUAUUUUUGGUUGAGUUGGUGACAUGAAUCCAACAUAUAAUUUGUAACUUGUCGACAAUUUAACAGGCUAUUUAUUGUAUUCAGGAAGUUAUAUUGAACUAUGUUUGGUUGUCAACACAACCACAUUUCAACAUUUGAAGAUGUAUCUUCUGCUUGAAUAGUUCCAUCUGUGCCACUGAGACUGUGUUUAAUCGGAUCAGCUGUGAAAAAAAUCUGAUGUGAAAAGUUCUGAUGUGAUUGGUCAAAAAAACAAUUAGUGAAAGACAGAUCAGAAUUGGUAUGCCUGUGUAAAUGCAGCGUGACUUAGUCCGUCUUUAGUUCCAGUUUGUAUACAAAUUAAUGACUGUUGGAUUCACGUCUCUACCUCAACCAUAAAUCAAAGUUUAAAGAAUAUUAGUAAAUCAAACUUGAAAUGCACUUUAAAUAACGUUUGAUUUGAUGUAGUCCUCGUCUUUAACUUAGAUUGUUGGUUGAGAUGGAGAUGUGAAUCCAACAUAUUAAUCACUAAUUUGUAGACAAACUGGAAUUAAAGUCAGACUAAGUCAGUGGCUCAGAAGGAACCAUCCAAGCAGAAGAUACAUUUCCUUCAAAUGUUCAUGGUUGCGUUGACAAUUCAAUAUCAUUACAUUUGAAAUCAACCAGAGCCUGAAACCGUGGGCCUUUAGUAUAUCCAUUUUUAGUUGAAUUAUGGGUUGAACUGAAACAAUAGUUGUUAAUGACUUUGUAAAUGCUAUAUUGGCCUUAGUAGUUUAAUUGAUGGUAUAUUCGUGAUAUAGUAUGGUCACAUUUCAACUUCUCUGUCAAACCUGGCCUUUGGAAUGACUUUGCCACCAACACUGAACCUAUUUAGUUUUUAAGUGGAGAUUUCUGAACAGUUAUUCUCACGAUAGCACAUUGGCAAUAGUCAGUCACAAAUAUUGUAGUUAAGCAGGACUGGGCUUGGUUAUAGCCCUGGAAGGGAGACCAAACAGUAGCUGUAGAUUGAUCAACUAUCCAGUAGGAGGUGCUGCCCAGCCUGUUACUUUAUACUGAUAGUGAAUAUAAUGUUGAAGAUCUGAUGUUGUUUUAAAGGUACAAAUUCAACAUGUUUUAUACAAGGUUUGUCUAUGUUGAAAUUUGGUUACCUGAUGAUAUAAUUAUGUGGUUGAAAUUUCAUCCUCAAAACAACAAUAAUAUUGAUACUGUAUUUUCCACAUAGAUUCCAAGUCACAAUAAGUUGACAAAUUACGUCGAAAAAACGGUGAUUCACCCAGUUUGUGUCCAGUGGGUUUGAAACAAUGUCAAUCAAUGAUCACUGUCCUAUCUCCCCUUUCCAACCCACGUCUGUUCUAACAGCCAGAGAGAUGUGAGUCUGUUCUAACAGCCAGAGGGAUGUGAGUCUGUUCUAACAGCCAGAGAGAUGUAGGUCUGUUCUAACAGCCAGAGGGAUGUGAGUCUGUUCUAACAGCCAGAGGGAUGUGAGUCUGUUCUAACAGCCAGUGAGAUGUGAGUCUGUUCUAACAGCCAGAGGGAUGUGGGUCUGUUCUAACAGCCAGAAGGAUGUGAGUCUGUUCUAACAGCCAGAGAGAUGUGAGUCUGUUCUAACAGCCAGAGAGAUGUGAGUCUGUUCUAACAGCCAGAAGGAUGUGAGUCUGUUCAAACAGCCAGAAGGAUGUGAGUCUGUUCUAACAGCCAGAGGGAUGUGGGUCUGUUCUAACAGCCAGAAGGAUGUGAGUCUGUUCUAACAGCCAGAAGGAUGUGAGUUUGUUCAAACAGCCAGAAGGAUGUGAGUCUGUUCAAACAGCCAGAAGGAUGUGAGUCUGUUCUAACAGCCAGAGGGAUGUGAGUCUGUUCUAACAGCCAGAGGGAUGUGAGUGACUAGCAAUACAGUCUGUUCUCUGAGGAUGUGAAGUUGUUUUGUGGAAACUAAAACAGAAGUGUAAAGCAGAAGCGGUUCAAGACCGAUUACAAGACCAAUGACAUCAUUCCACACUCCUUGUUGAAAAAGUGCUUUUUCACUGCCGAAGAAAUAAGAUGUAGAUAUUUCAAAUAGAUGUUUUUGAUUCUCCGUUUCCACACUCUGAUAUUUUAUUUUGAAGAUAUAGUGUUUAAAAGGAUCUGAAUUCAAAUGUUUUUUACACAUUUACAUGAUACAACCAGUCCAUUCUACAAGAAUCAACAUUCUGCAUUCUAAUAUGCGGCAGUUCGCGUGGCUGUUAAGAGUGUGGGGUCAGUAACUCAAAGGUUGCCGGUUUGAAUCCCCGAGCAGGUUAUGUGAAAAAUCUGCAGUUCUGCCCUUGAGCAAGGCACUUAACCCCCAACAACAACUGCUCCCUGCAUGCGGAUGAUGUUGAUUAAAGCAGCCCCUCUCUGAUUCAGAGGGGUUGGGUUAAAUGCAGAAGACACAUUUCAGUUAAAUGCAUUCAGUUGUACAACUGACUAGUUCUCCCUUUUCACUACUGUACAUUAGAGAGAGAAGUGACAUUAGGCUAGUCUUUGCCCUCUCUGGUUCCAGCCCUAGACUGGAGGAUGUAUGAGACACUCAGUUUACAGACAACCAUGACCCCUGACCCGUCAUUUCCUCACCUGUUUGUAACUGUGUUUUGAUGGGAGUAAGUUACAUAGUACAAAGAGGUAUCACUAUAGAAAUUGGGUACGUACGUCCCCUUCUCAAAUGUACAGAUCUGCCUAUGUUAGUUGAGCGUGUGUGUGUGUGUGUGUGUGUAUGUGUGCUUGUGUGCGUUCGUGUGCGUGUAUCUCGAUCAUUGUCUGAAAGCGGAGGUAUCCCUCCAGAUAAGUCAGAUUUCUCAAGGUAAAAAUCACUUGACUGACAUAUCCAUAGAGAAUGAAUGCCAAAUCUAUAUAUAGAUAUUACAGAAUUUUUAUGUGUAGGUGUCGGUAUCAUUAAAAGCAACAACAUUUUAAGGUGAAAAGACUUGUACGAUAUGCCUCUGUUCACUUGACUGUACUGACGAUGAUGAUGAUUAUAAUGAUGAAGAUCGAAACCCCUGUUUCUUGAGAAGACUGCUUUGCUCCAAUAUCCACACUAGCAUAUCAGUCAUUGGCAAUGUAUUGGCCAUGGAUUCUAAGUAGGUUGCUAGCUAGUGUGGAUAUUGGAAGGUUUCCUAACAGAACCCAGCUGAUGAUAAUGAGGAUGUUGACACUAUGGUGUGAGUUGUGUUGUCAUGUGUCCUGGCUUAUUAGAAGACUCUACUGCGUAUGGAUGAUACCUUUAACACCAGGUAAAUAAAAGACUCUUUGCAAUCUA